Molecule: messenger RNA, 1287 nt
Organism: Cololabis saira (Pacific saury)
Lineage: Eukaryota; Metazoa; Chordata; Actinopteri; Beloniformes; Belonidae
Gene: slc18b1
Product: solute carrier family 18 member B1
Exons: 13
Coding region: 16-1287 (423 amino acids)
Biological process (GO): transmembrane transport
Molecular function (GO): transmembrane transporter activity
Source: RefSeq, a predicted model, not a curated record
GAACGCCCCCCCAGAAUGACCAGAACCCAGACUCUCACUUUAAUAUCCAUGGCAUCUGUCAACUUCAGCUCCAUGAUCUGCUACUCCAUAUUAGGCCCUUUUUUCCCCAACGAGGCGGUGAAGAAGGGAGCCAGUCAGACUGUGGUUGGUCUCAUAUUUGGAUCCUAUGCCGUCUUCAAUUUAAUUGCUGCUUUGGUUUUGGGAAAAUAUAUUGUCCAAAUUGGCUCAAAGUUCUUGCUAAUUGCAGGACUUUUUGUGUCGUCAGGCUGCACCAUAAUGUUUGGACUGCUGGACCGGGUUCCCGCGGGAGCUCCGUUCAUCACGCUGUGUUUCAUAGUCCGGUCUGUGGACGCUGUGGGCUUCGCCGCUGCCAUGACCUCCACUUUCGCCAUGACAGCAAAAAUAUUCCCAAACAAUGUGGCGACUGUUUUGGGAAGUCUGGAGAUUUUCACGGGGCUCGGGCUGAUCCUGGGCCCCCCGGUGGGGGGCUGGUUCUACCACUCUUUUGGAUAUGAAGUUCCCUUUCUGCUUCUCGGGUGUUUGCUGUUGAUCAUGGUUCCUUUCAACUUUUUCAUCCUGCCAUCUAUUGAGGCAACUCCAUCGAAGGAUUCGUUCUUUAAACUUCUCAGCCACCCGAAGGUUAUCCUGAUUUGCUUUGUGACGUUCACGCUCAGUUCAGGUCUCGGCUUCUUCGACGCUACGUUGUCGCUGUUUGCAAUCCAAACGUUUAAUCUCUCAUCUGGGUACGUGGGACUCAUCAUGAUCGGCCUGUCUUUACCAUAUUGUCUGGCGUCGCCACUGAUUGGUUAUUUCACUGAUAAAUAUCCUAAUUCCAGGAUCGGGUUUAUGGUGACGGGAGGAAUCAUCACAGCUUCUGGGUUCUGUCUUGUUGGCCCCGCCCCUUUCCUCCAACUCCCCAGUCAGCUGUGGGGGCUGGUGUUCGUGCUCGGCCUGAUCGGGUUUUCUCUGGGCAUGACCGCCAUCCCGACCUUCCCCGAGAUCAUCAUCUGCGCGCAGGAGAAGGGCUUGGACGACGGCCUCAGCACCCUGGGGAUGGUCUCCGGCCUGUUCGGAGCCUUCUGGUCCAUGGGGAUGUUUUACGGCCCGACGGUGGGCGGCCUCAUCACGCAGCAUCUCAGCUUCCAGUGGGCGGCCACGGUCCAGGGAGGCAUGUGCUUUCUGGCCACUUUCCUCCUCGCGAUUUACUCCCUGUGUUGUUCGAGACGGCAAAGGGAGCCGGCAGGUCGACGGCCGUCGGAUGAGAGCUCUCCCCUGCUGACCGGAUGA